Talpa occidentalis (Iberian mole) is the source of this 5406-nucleotide messenger RNA. RefSeq names its product BCL-6 corepressor-like. Gene Ontology annotation, biological process: negative regulation of transcription by RNA polymerase II. NCBI's taxonomy places the organism in Eukaryota, Metazoa, Chordata, Mammalia, Eulipotyphla, Talpidae. Gene Ontology annotation, molecular function: transcription corepressor activity; protein binding. Gene Ontology annotation, cellular component: nucleus. The record is from RefSeq and is a predicted model, not a curated record.
AUGCUGGUGCUUAACAGUGGACAGUUACCUGCUAGUCAGUCUCUUUGCCUGGGCUGUGGGUGGGUCCCAGGCCUGCCAACAGCACUGGGCAGGAGAGAUCCUUCCAGUGCCCCCUAUCACCGACUCUACCCCAGGCUUGCAGAAAAUGGAAAUGGAAUCCGAAUGCAGAAAGUAAAUGACACUUUGCAGCCUCUGGAGAUCCGGGGCGGUGUUGAUCCAGGCUCAGAGGUGAGAGAAGCUCUGUGUACUGCCUCCUUAGGUAGUACGUCGCCACCACGUACAUACCACCAGCAUUUUACAAGUGGAAGUUUCUAUGUCACUGUUGUAACCCAAAAAGUUGUUCCUCACCAAGAGAAGCAGAAGAAAAGCUGCAAGGUGAAUAUAACUACGGCCCAUUGGAUUGAUGCCCUAGCAGCACUGACCAUGGAUCCUAAUGAUCUGAUCCAGAAAGGACUCUGUGUCCCUGGAAACAUUAUCUCUUCUAACUUAUGUGACUUCAACUCAGGGGAACAUCGGGAGGCUGCCAUGAACACUCUAGAAGAGCUUGGGUUUUCUUCCCAAAAAAAUCAAGAGGAGCAGAUCAAAUCAAAUACAUGUGAGACAGUGGAGGCUUCUGCUAUAUCUGUAAGAACAACAGUUAAAUACCAAACACCCACUACAAUGCAAAAAUGUUCUAUGCCCACAGUAGAAACAUUGGGCUUGAACAGGCCUGCCUUUGAUGAACAGAGUCCUGUCAACAUCAGUGGUACUAAUUAUCUCCAAAUGCCCCUGGUCAAUUCUUACAUGGAGAGUGUCAAACCAACCAUCUGUCCUUUCCAUGACACAUCAACUAACUAUUCACCAAGCAUGUAUGAAACCUUGCCAUCUCAGCAGUCCUCCAGCUUGGGCCAGCCAUGGUAUUCUCCAGUCUGCACCAAUGAGGGGUGUUUUCUCUGCCUCCCACCACCUUACUACGUUAGUUCCCACAUCUCAUCAUCCCUGGCUUCACCCAUGAGACUCUCUACUUCCUUGGUCCCAGCCAUACUACCACAGGUCCACUGUACAGAGAAAAACCUGCCCUGGAAGAUCGAUGUCAGCUCUCGCAACUCUGUUGAGUCUCACGCCUAUCCCCAUAUCCAGCACAGUAAACAGUCUAGGAUGCCCUCUACCAAGGCUGUCAUCGGUGGUCUGCCCAGAGAUAUAGCUGUCCAUGAGCCUUCACGCCAAGUUUACUUUCCCUCACAGCCCAAUGUAAAUACCUGUUCUGAAUUCUACAAGCACUGUGUCAGGAUCUCCACUUCUCCCUCAGUCACCCUGUCAAAGCCAUACAAAACAGUUGGCCAUGAGUUCUCUGGGGCCAGAUUCUCUAAUGGCAAAUAUCCAAAGGCUUCUGAAGAGACUGACUGUGCCCAGCCAGUUCCUAUACAUAUCCAGAAAAUAGCAUAUCGGGGCCAUAGAGAGGGCAGUUUGCCUCCUCUUUUGGAGGAGCACAUGGUUACCAAAGACAGUACCAAUAAUUCAUUAGAUUCAUCAUCUAAAGUGGUGGGUGUCGAUGCUCUCAAAGCUGACUACGUGAGAAAGAUGGACCCCGUGGUGCUAUUCCACACCAGAGGUAGAAGUGCCUUGGGGCUCUCUGGAAGUGACCUGCUGAAAGAAACAUCUCCUCCAAGAAACAGCUGUGUUACCUGCCAAUCUGAAAUCAUUAACACUGCUCCCUCGUCCUGGGUGGUUCCUGAGCUAAGUUCUAAGGAACAAACUAACGGCAGAAGUCUGCUGCUUAAAAAUAAGAAUUUGGACUGGACAAUACCCCAGCAGCAGAGUUCAUCAUGCCUUCAAAUGGGUGGCAUAAACACUGUGGUCACUAAUGUUUUGGGAUCAGUGUCAAGUGCUGGCCACCUGGCAUCAGCAUCACCAGCUCUCAACACCAGUGCUGAUGGGAGCAAAAAAAGCAGUAGCUCUGUGGACAGUACAGCAUUCGUCAUUCAUCAUGUGGGCCAGCCUCCCACCACACCUGCCAAACACAGCUUUGGCACCAGCAGCAAGGAUACCAAAGCCAGCAACUCAGAACCGAGCUUUAAAGCAAACAAGAAUGGCCUCUCACCAAGUUCAUUGUUUCUGUCUCCAAAUGAGGUGUUCAGGUCCUCAUCUGUACCUCAUCCUCAGAAUUGCUUGCCUUAUCCAGUACCUGGAAAUAAGCCUAUAAAUCCCCUCUUUUUAUGUGACAGGGGACCAGUAUGCCAUUAUCCACUUUUGUUGCCCAGUGAUACCCUCUUUCCUGGUUACCUUGUGUCUGAGCCUGGACUGCCCCAGAACCAGCCAGAGUUUAUAACCUACCAGGAUGUACUGGGCAUGGUACAUCACAUUGUACCCAAAGAGGUCACUAAGGAGGAGAAAUUAGAGGGGAGUUCUGGGUACCAUAGGCAAGCCCACAAUGAGGACCCAGCCCUGUGGAACAAAUUUUCUGAGAUGUUGGAAAGUAGCACCAUCAAGUUGCAUUCAGAAGUUCCUAUUAAGAAGAACCUAAAACUGAGUAGCAUCUGGGGACAAGGGAAGAUGAUUGUCAAAAGUCAUGAGCUUGCCUAUGUAGACCAUCUUGGGAAAGAGCCAGGUAAUAGAACUCAAGCAAAUGCGUCCAAAUUGGACUUUGCAACUGAGAACCCUACAUGUGGCAAACCUCCCACUGAUAACUCCUUGUUGUCACACCAAGAUUUCAUCACUCUUGGAGAAGAGUUGGGGUCCAUCAGUGAAUUUCCUGAAGCUUGUACUUUCAAACAGAGUCCAGUCCAAUCAAUCUUGAGUCUGAACAAGAUGAGUGUUUCUAUAGGGACUGAUAAAGAGAACCUGGGGGUGCCAGUCUUCUUUCUGGAGCCCAUUCUGGGGAGUGAUAGCCCCAUUGUAACUUUUGGUAAAACCCAAGAGGACCUCAAACCAUUUUGUAUGGAUAGUGCCCCACCAAGUGUGGACACCAACCCCACCGAUACCAAAGAUGGAACUGAUGAGGUAGUAUCUCAUGAUGGAAAAGUUCUGAAAUCAAAGCCAUCUAAGCUGGCAAAGAGAAUUGUAAACUCCGUUGGUUACGUGGGUGACCAAUUCAAGUGUGUCACUACUGAAUUGUAUGCAGAUUCAAGUCAGCUCAGCCGGGAGCAGCGUGCAUUGCAGCGAGCAAUUAUGCACUUCUCAGAGCUGGAGAUGAAAGAGAGAAAAGGUGGCCACCCAGCAACCAAAGUCUCUGAAAUAUGCAAAUCCAAUGUAGCUGAUAAUGAAAGGUUGAAAGGAAAUCAGGGCAGAAAGCCAAAACCACUGGGGGUCAUUGCUGACCAGAACAACAGUGAGAGAUGUGAAAGCAAACACAAUAACUUUGAAGUUACAGAAGACAAAGCUCUCACUUUGAUGGAUAGACAACAUGUGAGCAAGCUACCCACUGACCAGCUACCCUCCAACAGCCCCACACUCUGGCUGGAUAGAAAAUGCAAUCUCUCAGAUUACAGCAGCCAUGAGGAGACUAUUGUGAAAGAGAAGUCUGAGGAUCCUCUGCUGAAAGCUAAGCGAAAACGUGUCUCCAGAGGUGACAAAAAGAAGAAUCACCCAAGUUGCAUUCCAGCAUUGAAGUUGCAUACUAAACAGAAGAAAAUUAAAGGAAGCCACAAGACAGAUAUAAUAAUUACAGACAAUGAAGAGGACUGCCAUUCAGCCUCCCUGCUACUGGAAAAAACUGAGAGCAGUGAGAAGCCAUCUGGGAAGAGACUUUGCAAAGCCAAGCACUUGGUUCCUCAGGAGCAUAGGGAGAGCUUGUCAGUGACUGGGGAUUACUACAUGGAGAAUGCUGAUGGCAAGUUACUACAUUCAGGAUCCCCUCCAGAGACUAUACAGUCACGCCCAUUGCCACCAGAAGCACGGAGACUUAUUGUCAAUAAGAAUGCUGGUGAGACCCUCCUGCAGCGGGCCUCCAGGCUUGGCUAUGAAGAAUUAGUCUUAGUUUCCCUUGAAAACAAGCUUUGUGAUGUGAAUCAUCAAGACAAUGCAGGUUACUGUGCCCUGCAUGAAGCUUGUGCUGGAGGAUGGCUCUGCAUUGUUCAACACCUUCUUGAAUAUGGUGCUGAUGUCAACUGCAGUGCCCAGGAUGGAACCAGACCUCUCCAUGAUGCUGUCGAGAAUGAUCACUUGGAAAUUGUCCGCUUGCUUCUUUCGUAUGGUGCUGACCCCACUUUGACUACAUACGCAGGGAGAAGCAUCAUGAAAAUGAGUCAAAGCAAAGCUAUGGACAUGUUUUUGUCAGAUUAUUUAAAUGACCUUCAGGGUCACAGUGAUGAUGAGUUUAAUGGUUCUUGGGAAUUCUAUGGAAGCUCUGUGUGUGAACCAAAAAAUAAAGCUGGAUAUAAUAUUUUGGCAAAUCCUCCAGGACCAGAGGACCAGGAUAAUGAAGAUAAGGCUCUCAGGGAUAUGUUUGAAUUUGAAUUUUCAGAUAGCCCUCUCUUGCCAUGUUAUCGUGUUCAAGUGUCUGUUUCUCAGGGGCCACGAAACUGGUUUUUGCUUUCAGAUGUGCUUACAAAAUUAAAAAUGUCACCCUCUAUAUUCCGCAGCAAAUUUCCGAAUGUGGAAAUUGUUACUAUUGCAGAGACAGAGUUCUACAGGCAGGUUUCAGCAAAUUUCUUAUUUUCAUGCUCCAAAGAUCUGGAAGCCUUCAAUUCUGAAAACAAGGAGCUGUUAGAUUUGGUUGAAUUCACAAAUGAACUUCAAACUCUCCUUGGGUCCUCUGUAGAACGUUUAAAUCCCAGUGAUGUAACCUUGGAGUAGGAUUACUUUUGAGCACUACUAUCCCACUAAAUACAGUAUGUUGUAUACAUAUGCAUCGUGUGAAAGUACAACUUUCUCUAAAUUAAGACGUAAUACUGUUCUGUAGCAUUGAGACUUCAGUUGAAAGAAUUAUGUCUUUCCUUUGUCAUUCAAAUUAGUUUUGAUGGAAUUGCUGAAGUGUUGAUUUACUUUUAAAUGUUAGAAGCUGCCUUGGGAAAAGUAAUGCUUUAACUUGACACAUUUUUCUUUAAGGAAAAAAAUGAAUUAGGUAAGACACUGUUAAGUUCCAGAAGUAAGGUAAUUAGAAUUAACAGUGUGUUUGGGAGAACAAAUUUGGAAAGGCACUUGUAAUUUUGUUAAUAGGAUAUAUGCUGUUGGCCACGUUCAUGCAAUUGGAUGUAGUUCAAAUUAAAACCACAACUACAUAACUACUAACUAUAUGAUCUUUAUAUCAAAAGCGAUGACAUUAGUUUUCUUGCCUCAAUUGAAUUAUUUCAUUGUCUCUAGAGGUCUUUGAACUCUUUCUCUAGCUCUGUAGAACAUUGAAAAUUACUCUGCAUUCAGUUUGCUUAGAAGUAUAUACAAACUGAACUUUGUGAAUUGUUUUCAGUGUGCUUUGUAAACUUUCAAGUA